Molecule: messenger RNA, 294 nt
Organism: Penicillium paradoxum
Lineage: Eukaryota; Fungi; Ascomycota; Eurotiomycetes; Eurotiales; Aspergillaceae
Exons: 2
Coding region: 1-294 (97 amino acids)
Source: RefSeq, a predicted model, not a curated record
AUGCAUCUCCUCACUAUCGUCUUCGCUUUUCUGGCUGCUGCCACUGCCAGUGUCGCAGUUCUCGAGGAGCGAGAUGUCUACAGGCCAAACAGCAGUGACCGAGGACGCACUGACAGUUCUUACAACCCUAGCAAUGAAGGCCACGGGUUCUGCACUUGUGAUCGGACCGGUGUUUUCGGUGUCUCAGUGGUCGUUAGACAGAUGUCAUCUGUUAGACUUCUUGCUCAUGCCAUAGUUCUUAGCUUCAUCCAACUCAGCAUCAUGCACCUUGAUGUCUCCCUUCGUGACCUCUAA